Molecule: messenger RNA, 1627 nt
Organism: Anolis carolinensis (green anole)
Lineage: Eukaryota; Metazoa; Chordata; Lepidosauria; Squamata; Anolidae
Gene: alkal2
Product: ALK and LTK ligand 2
Exons: 6
Coding region: 527-1000 (157 amino acids)
Biological process (GO): positive regulation of ERK1 and ERK2 cascade; positive regulation of ERK5 cascade
Molecular function (GO): receptor tyrosine kinase binding; receptor signaling protein tyrosine kinase activator activity
Source: RefSeq, a predicted model, not a curated record
CCGCGGGCUUCGCAUCCGAGCCACUGGGGCCCCUCGUUUUGACGUCUGCGAGGAGGGCGCAUAUAAGAGGAGGCGGGCGGGUAUUGAUGGGAGGAGGGAGGAAAAAGAAAAAGACGGAGAAGAGGAAGAGGAGGAGGAGAAGGAGGUGUGAAGAGGGGAAAGCGGUGUGACGAGCUCGUGCGGCCAAGGGAGCGCCUCGCGUCCACCCACACGUUGCAAGCCGAUCCUCGCUCUCUCGCUCUCGCUCUCUUUCCCGCAUCCCCUCUCCGGCCCUUUCUUCCCCUCAUGGACUCCCCCAGGAGCCUAUAUAAAGCCUGGUCAUGGAGCAGCCCGAGGAGAGCCGGCGGCGCCUGACGGGGAAAGGAGAGUAAAGGCAGGCGGCGAGGCGAGGCCAGGCGAGGCUCCCCUCCGGCGGUUCUUCUCCGCCCAAAAGGGAAGCGAGGGAGCGAGAAAGAGAGAGAGCGAGAGCCCGGACACCUCUCCUUCCAGAGUCAGCAGGGCCGAGGCUCGCCAGGCCUGCCACCCGAUGGGCGGGCGCCUCUUCUGCUCGCCGGCGCUGCUGGCGGUGGCGGCGGUGCUGUCGGCGGGGCUGUGCAAGGAGCGGCCCUCGGACGCGAGCAGCGCGGCGGGGCUCAAGGACCGGCAGAACCUCCUCAACCUCAUCAUGGAGAUCCUGCAGGAGCUGAAGCGCGUCCGCCUCGAGGAGGACGAGGAGAACGGCGUCCAGUACAAGCACGACUACCUCCUGGGGCGCAGGCAGCUCCCCGACUACGCGGCCGACUCCGAGGAGCAGAGAGUCGAAAUAGUUCCAAGAGAUCUGAGAAUGAAAGACAAGUUUUUAAACCAUUUAACAGGACAUCUUUAUUUUGGUCCCAAAUGCACUAAACACUUUCACAGACUUUACCACCAUACAAGAGACUGUACUACGCCUGCAUACUAUAAAAGAUGUGCCAGGCUUCUUACUCGGUUGGCAGUAAGUCCAAUGUGCAUGGAAGGAUAAGAUGCCACUACUAUCAAAGGAAUAGCGCUAAGAGAAGUGCCUUGGAAACCAACAGGGAAAUUAAAAAAAACAUCUUUGUAACAUAUUCCAUUGUGAAGAGAUUUAUUUUUGCAAGUUGAUGGACUACUUCCCCAAAAUCUUUAAACAUGUGUUUUGUAUACUGUCACCGCUGUUUACAGAUACACAUUCCUUAUGGUAGAAUACUACCAAAACAAUAGAAAAUGUUUCACACUUUAAAGCUGCCCUACAAGAGAAGUGUUGUAUUGCCAAAAAGGAAUUUCAGUGAAUAUCAAACUUCUGAGUACAUUUCAUGCAGAGACAUCAUGGGACACUGUCAAGAAAACUUUCCUGUGAAGGUUAUCAAUUAAUAUCUUUUUUUUUUUUUGCUUAUGCAAGUCAAACAGUUUCAUUCCAGCCUUUUUCAUAAAUCUGUUAUGUUGGAUUCAUUGAGUGGAAAACUGUUUGCCAUGUGCAAGAGAAACAUGUUUUAAGUAAAUCUUGGAAUCUGUAUCCACUCUAAAAUGCCAUAUGUUUUCUGUACAGUAGAGGUAUAAACAUUCCAGCUAAAUGUGCAAUAUGUAAAUAAUGUAAAUAACAUACAUAUGGAAUAAAGUGUUUGGUAUAUUA